Cyprinus carpio (common carp) is the source of this 810-nucleotide messenger RNA. RefSeq names its product N-lysine methyltransferase KMT5A-like. The record is from RefSeq and is a predicted model, not a curated record. The transcript is spliced from 3 exons. Bases 1 to 810 code for a protein of 269 amino acids. Lineage: Eukaryota; Metazoa; Chordata; Actinopteri; Cypriniformes; Cyprinidae.
AUGCAACAACGGUGCAACGACAAAAAGAAGGAGGACGAGGCCUUCAAGUUAUGCCUUCCUAGGAAGCCGGCCCCACGCCAGGCACCCCCUGCGCGUUUGCCUAACACUCCUGCCAUGGGACGACAUUUCCACCAGGGCAAGGAAAGGCCCCGCAACAAACCCCCUCCACGGCAGAAUAACCCACCGCCUGCUAAGCACUGGGGAAAAUCGACUCCCGCCGCGGCCGCGGCUGGAAGACCAUCUAACCCUACCCCCAUCGACUCAAAACCAAAAUGCUCAAGAUGUGCCCCAACUGCAGCGAAGGUGGCUAAACUCAUAGAGGCAGAGGGGUGGACGGCCAGUCAUCCCCGCCCAGAGGAUAUCAUUGCAAAGUGGAGGCCGCUUAGCAGAGCACAGGCACAGAGUGACCCAGCCAUCAUCAGGGGGGUGACCAGUCAGAAAUGGCCGGGUCUGGCUGUGAAGGAUUUUGGGGGACAGAAAGGAGUUGUUGCAACCAAGGCCUUUGGGAAGGGCUCCAUCCUGUGUGAUUUCCAUGGAAAGGUGAUCACAGGUGCUGAGGGCAGGGAGAUAGCAGAGAUGCAGGAUGAGCUGGGCCACCGGUUUUUCUUUAAACAUGGCAGUGAGGAAGUCUGCAUCGAUGCGGAGACCUUCCCCUGUGAGUGCCACCCGUCUCUGGAAACCAAAGGGAGAUGGAUUACGCACUCCAAGAAGAACUUCAACGUGCAGCCACGCCACUGCAUAGUGAAGCUUCAAGAAGGAGACAGGGGACGUCCUGCUCUUUUAGGCCACCAAGGACAUUUUCAAAGAUGA